UCAAAUGUUAAUUUAUUUGUAUUUAAAUAGACAAAUUGAUUCAGUGAAUAAAGUUAAACUUAUUUAUAGAUAUUUAUUAAUAUAUAAUUAUAGCAAAACAAACUUAUAUUCGGUAGGAAUAAAAUAAAUAAAGCAUAAUGAAGCAAAGUAUCAAGUGGUUACACUUCUGGAUGGCAUUUUUGUUAUCUACAUUAGAGUUUGGUCUAGUGUUUUCAUUCGCAGCUCUAUUUUCUGCUAUACGUGAUACGUUCGAAACAGACAGACCGACGACAGCUACCGUGCAGUCCUUGUUGAUGGGCGUGGCGUCAUGUUUUUGCGCAGUUAGCGGAGUACUAAUCAACAAGUGAGGGUUACCUGUUGUGUUUCUACUGUCUAGUAUUUGUGUGUCUUCAGGAUUUGCAUUGUCAUUCUUCAUUACAGAAAUUUGGCAUCUUUUUGCUACAAUUAGCGUUCUAGCAGGUGUUGGAAUUUCAAUGAUCUACGUUAGUACUAUAACACUUACCAGUGCUAUUUUCAGUGGGACACAAAAAUCUCUAUGUAUUGCUAUACAAGGAGCAUGUGUUCCCUUGGCUGGCUUAUUUUAUCCUUAUCUGUUAGAUCUAUUGGUUUCGACAUAUGGCUUAAGAGGGACAUUUUCAGUUCUUAGUGGAGUGUUUUGUAAUUCGUUUGCAUUUUCUUUAAUGGUAUGGUUACACCGUAGUGACCUGAACUUGCAUACUGUUAAAAGAAAUAUUGGUACAGAACAAGAACAUCAAUGUGAUAGUGAAACAUCAACGAAAGGAAAACUGUUUACAAAUUUGAAAAACUUCAUCAAAGAUUUGAUGACAAAACGUUUCAUUUGCCUUCUUGUUGCCACUGCCAUAUCAGUCUCAACAUCAAAUGGAUUCCUAGAUUUUGUUUUUGACAUAUCUCAUUGGAAAGGAUUUAAUAACUCUGAAGCAAAGAUGUCUUUUGUUGCUUAUAAUAUCUGUGGUGUAAUUUUCUGUGUUACUCCUGGACUAAUUAAACAGAUAUCAGAUAUUGACACAUACUUUUAUCCAUUUGGACUCGCAGUUAUUGCAUUUAUAGGCAGCAUUACAAUUUGGUAUGCAAGUUCGUUUGCUGUGUAUACAAUUGGACUAGCAUGUAUGAGCGCGGUGCCUGGACUUCUGUCGUCUGCUUUCAUGAUUUGUGCAAAUCUUGCACGUCUUGAACAGGUUAGCGUUGCUAUAGGAAUGUUUGAUACUCUCAUUGGUUUCUUGUCAGCUGGAAUAGGGCCGAUAUACGGUGUUAUUAGGGACAAAACCGGCCACUACAAUGCCGUUUUUCUAAUAUUUGCCGUGGCACAAGGAAUUGCUUCUCUUUUGUUUAUUGGGGAUAUCAUUUCAAGGAAGUUGAAGCUACCGGUACAUAAAGACAUUGAUGGCAUUGACAAUAGAGUUAAUGACGAGUGUUAGAUACAUUGUAUGAAAAUCUAAAUGACGUAAAGAAAGUUAAACAUGACAUUGACAAAGUAAUAAUCUGUAUUUGUUAUUAAAUUUAUUCGAGGCAAAAUCUUAUUUUGUUACCUGAUUUACAAAAGCUUAUAAUCAUAAUUAUAUAUAUAAAAAAAACAACUUGAAGAUUUAUAAAAAAACUACGGUUAGUAAAUAGUGAUCUCCACUUUCGAAAUUGUUAUAUAGACCUUUUUACAAUACCAUAAUCCAACAGCAAUGCAAAACGCAGUGAUGCAAAAGUUAGAAGUGAAUAAUUUGAAAAUUAUUAAAAUAAUAUGUAAAUGCA
This is a messenger RNA of Ruditapes philippinarum (Manila clam), 1761 nucleotides long. RefSeq lists its product as uncharacterized. Bases 474 to 1436 code for a protein of 320 amino acids. NCBI's taxonomy places the organism in Eukaryota, Metazoa, Mollusca, Bivalvia, Venerida, Veneridae. The record is from RefSeq and is a predicted model, not a curated record. Gene Ontology annotation, molecular function: transmembrane transporter activity. The transcript has 5 exons. Gene Ontology annotation, biological process: transmembrane transport.